This is a messenger RNA of Didymodactylos carnosus, 828 nucleotides long. The record is from the annotation of a GenBank genome assembly. Lineage: Eukaryota; Metazoa; Rotifera; Eurotatoria; Philodinida; Philodinidae.
AUGAAUAGAUUUAUAUUUUUAAUGGUGAUUGUUGAACUGGUAACUGCGGUGACAUACAAAUGUAACCCAUCAGCUUCAUGUGGAUGCUCAAAAAAUUCAGCUAUAUUAAACAAAAUCGUUGGUGGUGAAAUUGCUAUUCAACAAAGUUGGGGUUGGGCUGUAUCUAUUCGUCGUUCGGGAUCACACAUAUGCGGCGGGUCAGUUAUUUCUCCGACGUUCAUCUUAACAGCUGCACAUUGUAUCACAAAUGGGUUAUCUGUUGUUGUUGGUAUUGAUAAAUUGACAGAUAAAGGUCAAACUCGUCCAAUAAGCCGAAUCUAUUCACAUCCAUCAUAUAAUACAAAAACGCUUGAAAAUGAUAUUGCUUUGUUACAGCUAUCAUCACCAUUAGUCUUAACUCAGGGAACUGUUUCAAAAGUAUGUUUACCAUCAAAUAAUGUCCCAUCAGAAUACCCACCAUCAGGUAAGACUGUUGUGGCUAUAGGCUGGGGUGUACUAGCAUCAUCGAGUCAAAGUGUAUCGCAAUCCCUAAGACAAGUGACACUGAAUUCAAUACCAAAAUCAACAAAAAGCUGCUCCACGUCACUAAGAAAUUCAGUUACACAGUUUUGUGCCGGUGUCAAUGGAGGUGGAAAAGAUACCUGUCAAGGCGAUAGCGGUGGCCCAUUAAUGAUGUUUACACGAAACCAAUGGGAACAGAUAGGUAUUGUUAGUUAUGGAGUUGGUUGUGCCCUUCCACAAUAUGCUGGUGUCUAUACACGAGUUUCAGCAUACCAACAAUGGAUAAAAUCUAUUGUUAAAGAUGGAACAUCAACAAUUUCUCGUUGA